GGACUUAUGGAUCGGAACCCACUCGUUCCCGCGGACCGAAUAUUCGGCCCAGAUGCGGAACGUGGUGAGACCUCGAAAAUGGCCGGACCACGCGGAACCGCUCACCCCUCGCUCUCUCGCAGCCCUCGCAGCCCUAUCGCCUCGCUCUCCCUCCAGAACAGAGGGAGCUCGAUCUGGAUCUGCAGUUGCGGCGGCUUGCAGAGGAAUAGCAGCGGGGCGGCGGCUUCUAGCAGGCUGACAGCGGCAGCAGGCCCAGCACACCAUCCCAAUCUCUAGAUGGCCAAGAAGAUGAACAAAAGAAAAAAGAUGGUUAGGGGAGCUGCUGUUUUUGUUGCACUAGCUACAAUGGCAGUCAUUAUUCGGGCUAUAAUAAGAAAAAGAAGACCACGCAUUACCUAUGGGCCAAUGCAUGAAAGAGAUCGAAUCAGAUUUGAUUAUCUAAACCAAAAAAUAUGGCAAAGUGAUGUGUUGUGCAAAAACAUGUUAAGGUUUGAAAGAGCUGCAUUUUUUAAUUUGUGUAGCAUAAUAAGGGAUCGCAAGUUGCUAGAAGACCGUCCACAUCUUAGUGUGGAGCAACAAUUGGCGAUGUUUUUGCAUACAAUUGGGCAUAACCUUCGGAAUAGGGUUGUGUCAGCCAAUUUUUGUAGAUCAUACGGCACAACCAGCAUCUAUUUUAGAAAGGUUCUUCAUGCCAUAGGCGAGCUUCGUAAUGAUUAUAUACGGCCACCAUCAUUGGAGACCCCCACAAAAAUUGCAGGAAAUCAUCGGUUUGACCCAUAUUUUAAGGAUUGUAUUGGAGCUAUCGAUGGUACACAUGUGCGAGCAGGUGUUACCAAAGAUGUGGAGCAUUCUUUUCGUGGUAGGAAGGCCUUUACAACCCAAAAUGUGAUGGCAGCGGUAGAUUUUGAUCUCCGCUUCACGUAUGUAUUGGCUGGUUGGGAAGGGUCAGCACACGAUGCAACCGUUUUAGCUGAUGCGUUAACGCGUGAGAGAGGCUUACAAGUACCACCAGGGAAGUUCUACCUAGUUGAUGGCGGUUAUGGAGCCAAGCCCGGGUUCUUACCACCUUUUCGUGGUGUGAGGUACCAUUUGAAUGAGUGGGGCAACAAUCCAGUCCAAAAUGAUAAGGAGCUAUUCAACCUUAGGCACUCUUCACUACGGGUGACGGUAGAGAGGGCUUUUGGAUCUCUCAAGAGGCGUUUCAAAAUUUUAGAUGAUGCCAAACCAUUCUUUACUUUCCCAACACAAGUUGACAUUGUUAUAGCUUGUUGUGUUCUUCACAAUUAUGCACUAUCACAAGGGAUUGAUGAAUUUAUUAUACCUGAAGUGACAUGGACCACCCAACCAAUUAGAACAUCAAGGCAACAAGCAAGUGACACUAGGGCCGUGGUAGACCGUAGGCUACAAAUGGCAGCCCAAAUGUGGGAAGAUAGACAACUCAUGUAUGCUAAUCUAUGAGUGUGGCACACUCCAUGUAUUUGUAUCAUUUACUAUAUUUGAACCAUGUAUUUCGUGAUGUUUGGACAACUACAUUUGAAUUUAUUUGAUGGCUGGACAGAUUGUAUCAUUUACUCUAUUUGAACCAUGUAUUUGUGAUGUUUGGACAACUACAUUUGAAUUUAUUUCAUGGCGGGACA
Messenger RNA from Triticum aestivum (bread wheat), 1637 nucleotides. RefSeq names its product putative nuclease HARBI1. The transcript has 5 exons. Lineage: Eukaryota; Viridiplantae; Streptophyta; Magnoliopsida; Poales; Poaceae. The coding region runs from base 277 to 1458 and encodes 393 amino acids. The record is from RefSeq and is a predicted model, not a curated record.